AUGGAGCGCGAGAGGAGCAAGGGGGAGAGGCGCGAGGUGGAGCUCGCUCUCGCUGCGUCCGGCAUGGGCCGGCGCGGCGGGGGCAGCGGGGGGGCAUCCGGGGGUCAAGAAGGCGGUCACGCAGCAGCUGACGGCCAAGAUAGAGACGGAGAGAAUAAAAACGGUGAUGUGUCCAACGACGACCCCUACGGAUUUUGCCGCUACCACCAGUCCAAGCUUCACACCACAACGAGCAGUGCCGUUUCUAGCGGUAACCGCGGCGCUCGCGUUCGAGAGAAGGCGCCGAGGAACGCCGCUCGGGGGGCGGCAGCCGCGGUGGCGGCGGCGUGCGUGGCGUACCACGCCCACGAUGAUGGUGGUUACUACGAAGACUACGGCGAUUACGAUGAUGGAUACUAUUGCGACGACGGCUACUACGACGCCGGGUACGCACACUACGUCAGCGGUGGGGACAGCUACAGCUACUCCUCCGGCACCACCGCUUCCUCCUCGUCCUCUACUCCUUCUCCUGGCGCGCCUCCAUCUUCGGGCUACCUCCACCUCUGCACGGCACAAUCGGUGCCCCUAGGCAAGUCUCACCCUGACGAUUUUUUCAGUANAAGCCUACACACGUAUGACCUGCAAGAGAUCCCCGCCAGUAGGAAGUAUGUCGUUGAGGGUGAUGGUCGACUGUUAGAAGUGCAAGCCAUCGGUAGUAUUAACCUUAGUUUCUUUCAGGAGUAUGAGAAUGGUGAGAAAACGACGAUGUGUGUGAAGCUCACUGACGUGUCUGUUGUAGAGAGCCUGAGCUUCAACUUUUUCUUAACGUAUGCUGUUUCUCUGAAGCAACCAAUCCUCUACGACGAACGUGGUGCAACCCUACAAAAUUGGCUGUUGUUUGCUAGAGAGGAAAAAGCGUCUGCAGCGUAUGCCAUGCGGUUGCCGUACGAGCCAUCUGCGACUAUUGUAGACCCUACUGCUUUGCCCGCAUUCGUGACUGCCCCCGAUUCUGCCCCCGCCCCCCUCGGGCCUGUUCACCUGGACCUGUGUGGACCGCUGGUGCCUUCCCUGGGCGGCAACCUCUACCUGUUCGUCGCCGUGGACAGCGCCUCGCGGUGGAACAAGGUCUACGGUCUCCGGCGGAAGUCCGACGCGCUGGCGGCAACGAAAAGGCUGCUGGCGGACGUGGGGCGGUACGACCUCGGACGAAUCGAAUGUUUCCGCGUCGACAACGGCACAGAGUGGACCCGCGGCGAUUUCCGGCGCUUCUGCGACGACAACGGCAUCGGCGUCGAGUUCACCCCGCCUGGCGUUCCGCAGUACAACGGCGUCGUCGAGAGCGCCAUCUGGCGCAUCAUGAAGGCCGGCAUGGCCGCUCGCCGCAGCGCUGGCCGUGUGUUCAACGUCGACUUCGCCUCCAUCCCCGGCCUCGACGAGCGCGGUGACCGUCUUUGGAUGGAAUCGGCGAAGUGGGCCGCCGACGCUCUCAACCAGUCGGCGACCAAGGACAACCCCGGGUGGCGCUCGCCGCACGAGAUGUUCACCGGCGAGCAGGGGCCUUUCCGCGUGCUGCCGUUCAUCCAGCCCGGCUUCAUGCAUGAGGAUCGCCGCACCAAGCUCGACGACCAGGCCACCCUCUGCUACUACCUGAACGGCGGCGACAACCACCCGAGCAGCACCGUCAAGGUCCUCAAGGCGUCCACCGGCCGCGUCGUCUACACCAACAACGUGUCGUGGGCGACGUCGGCGCCAGCCGGCGAAGGGGGUUCCGCUGGUAUCACCGCUGCGCCGACACCCCCUCCGUUCACGCCGUCGGUCGUCUCGAUCAUUUUCGGCCCAGCACCGCCGCCUUCGACCGCCGCACCACCGCCGCCAGCGCCCACGCCGUCACCCGCUCCCGCUCCCGCUGCCGCUUCGCCCCCUGCCGCUGCCGCAACGCCGCCGCCAGCGACCACGCCGCUGCCCGCUCCCACGCCUUCACAGCUGCCCUCUGCUACUUCGCCGUCACCGUCGGCGACCCCCGAUCCAUACCAGCCGCCGUCGCCGCCGGACCCCGCGAUGCCCCCGCUUACGGCUCACGCCAUGCGGCAGCUUCGCCCGGGUACAAAGGCCGAGGGACUGAUCUCGAUGCUGGAGGCUCGGAGCGCGGUGGAUGAGGAGCGCAGGAAGCCGGGGGGAGCGGGGGCCGGAGAGCAGGGGGGAGCACUCGCAGCGGCGGACCCGUGGGCUGGAGGAGCGGGCUUUCCACUCGCAUUUGCCACGCUCCUCGCCAACCGGGAAUACAUCGACGCCACGCUGCGAGACCAGCGCCCGCCGGAGGAACACCCUGACCUUCCGCUCUGCCAGGCCGGCGACUUUCGUGUUCCAAAGAGCUACAAAGAGGCCAUGACGUCGGAGCACCGGCACCUGUGGAGCGACUCUAUGCAAACGGAGUUUUAUUGCUUGUUGGAAGCGGGGAUUUCUACUCCGGCGAAGUUGACGGUUUCUCAGCAGACUUUCAUGGAUGGGCUAGCAGCAGAGUAUGGAGUAGUGAGAGGUAAGAGCGUUCCGAUGUCUUCGGGGGUGAAGCUUUCUGAGAAUGAUGCGGAUGAGGUGGCGACAGACCUUCCGUUUCGUGAACUAGUCGGAUCUUUGAUGUGGCUGGCGACUCAGACUAGGCCAGACAUUGCGAAUGCAGUAAGGGCAGUAGCUAGGAAUUGCGCAUCUCCGAAGCUGGUACACUGGAAUACAGCGAUGGAUAUUUUAGGGUAUGCGAGGAGGACGAGUCACUUCGGUAUUUCGUUUCAGAGAGGUACGGUAGAGGGUUUCAGUUUGCAGGGGUACGCUGAUGCGGACUUUGCAAGCAAGGCAGCAGACCGUAGGUCGGUAUCAGGGGGGAUCGUCACGUGUGGAGGAGGCGCCGUGUCUUGGUUUUCCAGAACGCAGAAGUGUGUCACGCUUUCGAACACAGAAGCAGAGUACGUCGCGCUUGGUGACGGAGUGAAGGCGAUCUUGUUUUUGAGGCAAGUUUGGCGUUUCAUGUUGCCGCAGGUCGGCAUGCCGUGCGUCCCAGUCUUCGAGGACAACCAGGGGGCGAUUCAACUACCAUUGCGCAGAACUCCAUCUCAAACUCGAACUCGAAGCACAUAGAUGUAAGGCACCAUUUUCU
Messenger RNA from Ectocarpus sp. CCAP 1310/34, 3127 nucleotides. The record is from the annotation of a GenBank genome assembly. Lineage: Eukaryota; Phaeophyceae; Ectocarpales; Ectocarpaceae.